AUGGCAGUUAAGAUUGCUGUUAUAGGUUGUGGAGCUGUAGGCUCUUCUUUUUUGUAUUCUGCGAUUCAUCAGAAUUUAGCAGCUGAGUACGGUCUAAUUGACUACAAUGAAGAACUUGCUCAAGGUCAAGUAUUGGAUUUAGAAGAUAGUUCUCUCUAUUUUGAUUCUUCUCCUAGAUUGAAAGUAAUCAAGAACUAUCAAGAACUUGUUAGUUAUGAUUUUGUAGUAAUUACAGCGGGAAGACCUCAAAAGGAAGGAGAAACUCGCUUGGAAAUGAUUAGGGAUAAUGCAAAAAUAAUAAAGAAGAUUGCAGAAGAUGUAAGAGAUUCUGGUUUCCAGGGAAUUGUACUGAUUUGUUCAAAUCCUGUGGAUGUUUUGACUUAUGUUUUUCAAAGAGUUUCAUCUUUCAAGUUCAAAAGGGUGUUAGGAUCUGGAACUGUUCUAGAUAGUUCUAGACUAAAAGUAGAACUCUCUAAGGGAUUAGGAGUUACCCCUUCUUCCAUUUCUGGUGCGUUCAUAUUGGGGGAGCAUGGGGACAGUUCUUUAGUUACUUUUUCAAAUAUAAAAGUUGCGGGAUUGACUGUAAAUCGUUGCGAAGACAAUCAUUAUCCUAACAGUCCUUUCUGUUGUUCAGAUUAUGAGGAAAAGUUAGAACAAGUAGUUAGUCAUAAAGCUUACGAAAUAAUUAAACGAAAAAGGGCGACCCAUUACGGGAUAGGUGCAGCAUUGGCUCAAAUAUUAAAGUCUAUUAUUUUCGAUAAACAAGAAGUUUUACCUGUUAGUGUUUUAUUAAAUGGUGAAUAUGGAUUAUCUCAAGUAGUGUUAGGCGCGCCUUCAAUAGUGGGUAAAUAUGGGGUAGAAAAGAUAGUUGAGAUGAAGUUAUCUCAGAAGGAGAUGGAUAAAUUACACAGAUCUGCUCAAAUUCUUAAAUCUAAUAUUGACAGCAUUCGCGAGUUGAUUCAAUAA
Molecule: messenger RNA, 966 nt
Organism: Puma concolor (puma)
Lineage: Eukaryota; Metazoa; Chordata; Mammalia; Carnivora; Felidae
Source: RefSeq, a predicted model, not a curated record